This is a messenger RNA of Asterias rubens (European starfish), 1781 nucleotides long. RefSeq lists its product as uncharacterized. The record is from RefSeq and is a predicted model, not a curated record. Lineage: Eukaryota; Metazoa; Echinodermata; Asteroidea; Forcipulatida; Asteriidae. The coding region runs from base 589 to 1386 and encodes 265 amino acids. The transcript has 7 exons.
UUUCGGUUGACAUCUUUAUGACGUGUUUGCUCACAAAGCCGUGACAACUAAUAACAAAACAAAAAACCUUCAGAUUUUGAAACGCUGCUCCUACGUCAUGGCCUUUGUCCUUGUUUGUAUACGGAUCUACAACAAUUAUGAUAUGUGUGGGCCAACCUCUGUCAACCACCAAGCAGGGGCGAAGUGACAUGUUCCCCUUAAGUUUUAUUGGUGCCCUGUAGUUCAUGUGCAUCCAACUGUAACAUCUCAACAAACGACACACUAUUAUACAGCCAUGACAUGAGCAAACUUUUAUGUGUGCCUUGACUUAAGUGCUGGAUCUAUUGUGAUAGCAGUAUAUGCGUGAACUUGAGUCUAGCCAGGUUUAUUUGCUGAAAAGGUGUGGAUAUCAUUAACGCUUGUGAUUACUAAGGCAGAGUUGUUUAAACAUUCAGACGUAUUAGUAUACACUAGAGUAGAAGCAGGGGUGUGGCUGUGUCGGUUUAAACAGGAUUUGUUGGAAGGUAAAAACAGACGAACAAUAAGGGAAUUGAGUCAAGACCCUGCAGACGGAAUUACUGAGUUAGUUCACAAUUGAAUGAUUUUAAAAUGGAGCAGAUGACAUCUGCAGUAACUGCCUUGUUGGUGUUGGUUCUUAUUUGUAUUGAGCCAGUUGCUGCUCAAGCCAGUGGUGGUAUAUCCGGUGUAGCGAUUGGUCUUAUCGUGGCUGGAGUGGUUGCUGUUGUUGUCAUCGUUGUGUGUAUUAUUAUUGGCUGCAUGAUCUACAAGAGGAAACAUCUUGGUCGUCUAGAAUUAGAACAUCCUGAAUUUGAACGUACGGGGGAGCCCUACUACAAGGCGUCAGUAACUAAUGAAACCAUAAUCCCUAGUGCUACUCAGGCCCGAUAUGACACAACAGAUUCCAAUGCCUCAUUGGAUAGGACGGCAACUGCGGAUUCAGAUGGAGACGCAGUAUCAGUUGAUGAUGGUAUGUCGUCAAGGACUGAGAGAAGAGAGAAGUUUGAACUGGAGUUGAUGGAGUUACAACCUUAUGCCAGCACCUUCAACGAAAUGUCCAAAGAUGUACAAGAACGAAUCAAGAAUGCCAAGCAUGGCAACCCCAGGGUGAAUGGAUACAAGGCUGUAUCCAGAGAUCUGAGUCGGGUACAGCAUUUACUGAGUAAGAGGAAUUCCUCUGGGUUUAAGAUUCCUCCAGAUGGGGCCGAGCUCUUAUCAUGGGCCUUGGAGACCAGAACAAAAUAUGUGGAACUACAACGGUACAAGUCGCUUAAAGACAGCGGUGAUUCUUCCGAGCCUCCAGAGAUGGCUUCCAUCAUGUGGAUCCAAUCUAAAGAUGAUUCUCUCUUUGAGGAUAAGUCAUCUUUCGAUGAGAGCGCCGUCAUAUGAUCGAGGUAUCUAAUUGUGCCUUAGUAGACUAAGAUGCCGUCAUAUGCAUCAAUUUCCCCCGUCUCACGCAACUAUUGCGACUGCAAACUAAGUUUUUUUAAACGGGUCCAAACAAUUUCUUGUCACCCUAUGAAGAAAAAGUGUCACCAAAGAAAAAGUUGUGUGUCAAAGACAGUGAAAUGAAUCUUUACCUUGGUAUAAUCAUCCACUUUUCCUCCCUGAUGAGGUGGUCCCACAGAGAUGCAACUUUCCCCAUUACAAAUGGGAAAAAAAUCAAAUUUCAAAAUCAAAAUUGUUAUCUCCUCCAAAAAACACAUGUAGUUGUAUUACAGAAAGUUUAUCUCCACCAAAUCACCGACAAAUGGGUCCCCUGCCUACCGCCCCCCCCCCCCCCA